GUCCACCAAAUUGUUUUUACUCUCGCAAUUUCCUUUCCUCUAGUUUUAUAAUGAAUAUUACCACAGCAAACCAUGUUUUUAAAUGCAUAACAAUAGACUGCAGGGAGUUUCACAAAUGAAUAACUAGUUUGUAUUAGCGAAAUAGUAGCGCAAGUGUCUGUGUUCUGAGAGCUCUUUCGGUCUGUGGCACUGGAAGUACGACAGUGUUUUAGUUUCCCAUCUCGACCGCAGGAGCUGUUGGCAGCUAACCUCCCGACCAGCCAGCAAGAAGCGGACUGAUACGACAUCUACACUGGCUCUAAUUAGAAACCGACUCCAUGGUACACACGACCUCCAACAUGGACGCUAAAUGUCUAAAUAUGACCUAAGCAGGAUGAUAUCCAAAGUGAGCAAUCGGAACUGCCAGCAAGGAUUACAAGAAGUUGGCAGACAGGCGGCAUGACGGAGGAGAAAUGCCCCCAGCUAGUGGACUACUUUGUGGUGGCAGGGCUGGCUCCGGGGGGCUCGGCCCCACUGGACGAAGAGGGCCAGCAGAGAGGGGGCCGGGUGGUGGAGCCGGUCAUAGACCUGGCGGUGAUCGCCCGGGGCUUGGGGGAGGAGGUGCCCGAGGGCUUCACCUGCAUCGAGAAGACCCAGGGGGGCCACCCGGCCGGGCUGAGCGCCGGACUCAUCAACAACCCACACAUGUACCUGUGUUACCGCCGUGGGCACGACAAGCCACCCAUCCUCGACCUCGGGGUGCUGUACGAGGGCAAAGAGGUGGUGAAGCAGGGCUGGAAUGUGAUCGAGACCACCCCCUACAGCCGCUCAGCCAGCCUGAGCUCCGGGGGGCCCGCCACCCACCGCACCUUCCUGACUUACCGCCGGGCCCCAGAGUCCCAGGCCCUCCACACCCUGGGGGUCACAGACAUCUCCCUCCUGCUGCCCAGCAAGGGGGAGGUGGCCCCCCACACCUUCUGCCGGGUGGAGAAGAACCUCAACACUGGCAUAUGGGGUCCAGCCUUAUACCUGUGCUACAAGAGAGCUGUAGCCAAAGCCAACGCCCUAGUCUAUGAAGCAGGUCUGAUCAGUCGGUAUCCGGAAGCAGACGUGGAGUCGUUCCCCCUGCCAGAGUCUGUGCCUAUGUUCUGUCUGCCCAUGGGUGUGACGGUGGAGAGCUGGCCCCUCAACACCAAGUACCAGCUCCCUGUCUUCUCUACCUUCGUCCUCACCAGUGCCUGUGGCGACAAGGUUUACGGUGCUGCCAUCCAGUUCUACGAGGCGUUCCCACGGGAGUGCCUCUCAGAGCGGCAGAGCGUCCGUCUGGGCCUGGUGAGCGUGGUGGACCGGCGGCCUAUCACCAACCGCACCCUGCAGGUGAAGAAGAGCGUGUGUGUUCUCUCCCACUGGCCCUUCUUCACCGUCUUCCAGAAGUUCCUCACCUUCGUCUACCGAUACUCCAUCUCCGGACCCCACGUGCUGCCACUUGAGAAGCACAUCUCCAGCUUCAUGCACAACGUCCCGUUCCCCUCCCCUCAGCGACCUCGCAUCCUAGUGCAGCUCUCCCCCUAUGACAACCUUCUCCUCUGUCAGCCUGUCUCCUCCCCCUUACUGCUCAGUGGUGCCAGCUUUGUGAAGCUGCUGCAGAACCUGGGCCCUGAGAAUGCCUGUGUCCUGCUGCUGGCUGUGCUGACGGAGCACAAACUACUGCUACACUCCCUCCGCCCCGACGUUCUCACCUCCGUCAGCGAGGCCCUGGUAUCUAUGACGUUUCCUCUGCGUUGGCACUGCCCUUACAUCCCCCUGUGCCCGCUGCGGCUGGCAGACGUACUGUGUGCCCCCAUGCCCUUCAUUGUGGGCGUCCACUCCAGCUACUUUGACCUCUAUGACCCCCCUACUGACGUGGUGUGUGUUGACCUGGACACCAACACCAUCUUUCAAGCAGAGGACAAGAAGCCGUUGUCAUGGCGAUCACUACCAAGGAAGCAAGGCAAGAUGCUGGUGAAUACCCUCACCAACUUGAUGAAGACACUGGAGAAAAUCUACACCACUGGCCAAGAGGAGGCCACCCUGGAGUUCCUGCUGACGGACUAUGACCUGAUCUACGGGCGUCAGAAGCAGCUGGAGCUGGAGAUCCAGGAGGCAUUCCUACGUUUCAUGAGCUGCCUGCUCAGGGGCUACCGUGCCUACCUGCUGCCCAUCACCCAGGCCCCUUCAGACAGGACUACCGACUGCAGCUCCCUCUUCAACCUGCAGGGCUUCCUGAAGUCUCGUGAACGCACCCACCAGAAGUUCUACACCCAGCUGACCAGGACCCAGAUGUUCACUCAGUUCAUCGAGGAGUGCUCCUUCGUCAGUGAUCGCCACGCCUGUCUGGAAUUCUUCGACGAGUGUGUCCAGAAGCAGUCGGAUGUGGAGAAGCCUGAGGAGGUGCGUCUGAUAGACCUGGACGAGGCCCACAGUGGGGAGCACACGGUCUUCAUCAUGCCCCCAGAGGAACCCCAGGAACCAGACGGUUCAGAGUGCCCCACUCACUACAGCUAUGAGACAUUCCCUGUGCUCUGCAUGGAUCUUUUUGACCGGCCUCAGGACCAGCUACGUGUCCCUACCAAGGGGAGUGCCCCGAGCAGCCCUGCCCCGCGACGGACUAAACAGGAGAUUAAGCUGGCACAGAAGCGGGCACAGAUAUACUCGGCAGUGCCCGACAUGUGGUCCAAAUGCCUGCUGGGCCACUGCUAUGGGCUGUGGUUCAUAUACCUGCCCACCUUUGUGCGGGCGGAGAGUGCCAAGGUGCGUGCCUUGCAAACGGCAUACGAGGUGCUCAAGCACAUGGAGACCAGGAAGGUGGUACUACCGGAUGAGGUGUGUUACAGGAUCCUGAUGCAGCUGUGUGGGCAGUACGGGCAGCCUGUGCUCGCUGUUAGGGUACUUCUGGAGAUGAAGAAAGCUGGGAUCACACCCAACACCAUCACCUAUGCAUACUACAACAAGGCAGUGCUGGAGAGCAAGUGGCCCUCCACCAAUCAGGGUGGCCGUCUGCGCUGGGCCAAGUUGCGCAACGUUCUGAUGGCCGUGGCGCAGUUCAGACAGCCAAUCAAACAACGGCUGAAGAGUGGUUCAGUACGCUCGCGGACAGAUACAAUGGACAGUAACCAACGGUCCCGCCCACAAUCUAACCUGAUUCGUCAGUCCAGCUGGAGCGGCCUGAGUGAAAGCUCCAGCCACGAAUCGCUGACGGGGUCUAUGGUGAAGAGCAACAGCCUGAACAGCAUGAGAGGCUCAACAGACAAGUCUAAGCUCUCAAUGAAGGCGGUGCUCCGGAACCCAGGUGCCAAUGGCUGCAGCGAUCCUGCCUCCCGUAAACCCCCCGUGGGGCCACGAGACACCUCCACCCCUUCUCCCUUUCCCCCUGGUGAUGUACUGGUACGCCGCGACCAGGUGUGCCUGUCCACCUUCUACAAAGACUGUGCCGAGACGGCCGUCUCUGACCCCGACUGCAGCUGCCAGCCUGAAGACAGAGACGGCAGGCCACCUGGGCCGAGAGACACCGUGAGCCGCAAGGCCGUGGACGAGAACUACAAUAAUGUGUCACCGCCGAGUCGGGGAAGCCUGGCAGGGAAACUACAGCAGCUGCUCACACCUACUCGCCAUCGAGUCUCGGGGCGGCGGGCCGCAAGUGUAGACGCUCGGCGCUCGGGGGGUGAAAACGGGCCGGUGCGCAGGGUGUCGGAACAGAGGCUGUCCCGAAAAGCCCAGGUGGCUGAGAGCCUGCUAAAGGCUAAGGAGAGGCUCUACACUGCUACCUCUGAGAGUUCUCUGUCAGUAGGGAGUGACGUCGACCUCCCUGAAACCACCAAUUUGGCCUUUCCUCUCCGCAAGUCCUGGGACACCAACCAAGAGGGAGCAGGACUAGAGGUGUUGAUGUCGAGCUGCUCCCUGUGUCGGAGCUGUAACUCCCUGGUCUAUGAUGAGGAGAUAAUGGCCGGGUGGACGUCUGACGACUCCAACCUCAACUCCAGCUGUCCCUUCUGCUCGACCACCUUCGUCCCCCUUCUCAACGCUGAGAUCUGUGACCUAGGACCCAUCAGCAGCCUGGAACGUACCAAUUGGAACAUGGACGAGGAGGUGGAAAGCGCAGCCAAGUCCCCUGGUGACCAGGAGGCCAUCCUGGGUCACAACGGUGUGAGUGAGGACUCCAGCUCUGAGACCAGCAGUUAUUCUGAGAGCAGCAGCGCUACCAUGGGAUCAUCGGUGGGCGGGUCGCCCCAGGUGACGGUGGCCUACCUGAGCCCAUUGGUGCUGCGCAAGGAGCUUGAGAGCCUGCUGGAGAACGAGGGUGAGGCGGUGCUGUCGCAGGGCCAGCUCCUGGACAGCCACUCCAUCAUCUUCUGGAACAUGGUUUGGUACUUCCAUCGCCUGGGCCUGCCCAGCAAUCUGCUACAGCUGGUUCGCUCCUCACCGCUGGCCAACCAACUAGCACAGACUUCAGAGAACUCAGCAGUGAGGGUGAGGCUGCUGUGGGACACACUGACCCCUGACACAGACCACUGGCCCCCCCUCUACAUCCUGUGGAGGAUACACAGUGGCGUACCCAUGCGGAACCACAGCUGGCGGAGGCACAACCACCCCUUCACCCUGGCCUUCCUGGAGGAAGUGCUGCGCUGGGUCGGGAUGAACGAGGUACACAAGGGAAUCACUCUCUUCCUGGAAACCAUUGCCAAGCAACCAGGCACGCCCAAGAUACAAAGGAGUCUGUACAGAGAGAUGCUCUUCCUCACGCUGGCUGCCAUGGGUAGAGAUCACGUUGCUGCGUUUGAUAAGAAAUACAAGGCUGCGUACCAACGGCUGAGUGGCUCCUUGGGCCGCGAGGAGCUCCGCAGGAAGCGAGCCCAGCCACCUAGCCCCAAGGCUGUGGACUGCAGACGGAGCUUCCUUCUGCCCCUCGAGUGCUAAUACCACCUGCAGGCUCCACCCACUCCAAUCCAGAUCCGCCCCCAUCGCUGCUGCCUCCGCUCCCUAGAACACUGAUACCCAGCUGCCAAGAAGAAGGGUUUGGAGAAGUUAGACCGAAAACAACAGACAGAAAAUUCUGCCUUCACUUUGGACUUCUCCGCUGUGCUGCCACCUAGCACAGCUUGGCCACACUAUAAAAGCCCCCUGACUGUGUAACCACACCUCACUAUCCUUGUUUAUGUGAACCCGAUAUCUACAUUUGACCUUCAUUAAUUUCCAUUGUGCAACUGGCCUUUGGACAACUUCCUCAACAACUAAACACAACCCUCUCGUCCUAUAGUUUGGCUACAGGGAUUAUUGGACCUGGUACAUACAGCCCAGCCCCCUUGGACUUUGCUCAUUGCUCAUAUAUACAUGGCCUCUGCCUCACCAAUAUAACUCAUACUGGUUUGUAGGUCAUAAACCAUGCAUUUCAUUCGUAUGCAACAUGUAAGGCAUAUUACCGACCUGCGAUCUAUGCAUUCAAUGUGAAUCUAUUCUAUAAUUUGCAUUGCUUUCAGACAGAAAAUCUCAUGAGUGGGAGAUGUCUAGUGAUCCUUGAUGUGAUGGGAAGUGUAUCAUCGAACUGUAACAUACAUUACAUUACAUUGCAAGGGUACAUACCAAUCACUCACAGUCACUGUGAAAACCUUUAGAUUAGAUCGCAUUUCAUGCCUCUCUUGCUCUUUUUCACCCUCUGGAACUGGACAUUGGUGGUAAAGUCACUUUGGGAUGAGACUGCUUCAGCAAGCCAAUCCAAACGAGGAUGUUUACUCUGGGAGAGGAUGAUAUUGAAUAUCGACUUCGGGUGAGGAUAUCUUCGGGAGGAUUAUGUCAGCUCAGAUGUCGAAUCUGGGAGAGAAUUAUGUCAACUAAGAAAGGAUGAUGUUGACUGGGAAAGGAUGAUGUCAACUCUGGGAAAGGAUGAUGUCAAAUCUGGGAGAUGAUGUCAACUCUGGUAAAGGAGGAUGUUGACUGGGAAAGGAUGAUGUUUCCAAUUGAUUUUGGGAGAGUAUGAUGUUAACUAUCGGUUUUGGGAGCAGAUGGUGAGCUGUGGU
Messenger RNA from Oncorhynchus masou masou (cherry salmon), 6029 nucleotides. Its product is annotated as DENN domain-containing protein 4B-like. NCBI's taxonomy places the organism in Eukaryota, Metazoa, Chordata, Actinopteri, Salmoniformes, Salmonidae. Gene Ontology annotation, biological process: regulation of Rab protein signal transduction. Bases 439 to 4932 code for a protein of 1497 amino acids. Gene Ontology annotation, cellular component: cytoplasmic vesicle. The record is from RefSeq and is a predicted model, not a curated record. Gene Ontology annotation, molecular function: protein binding. The transcript has 27 exons.